AUGAGACGCGAGAUUGCCGGUUUAAUCAAACCGUUGUUGCGUAUAAAUAACAACAAAUCCCGAAUCUGGAGGCAAACUUACGCAACCCAAGUUGAUUUAAACUUGGAAGAGCGUUCCCUAGAUCCCAAAGAGUUCGUGGACUUCAAGCGUCAUCUGCGACAGCUCAAUUUGGCCCACAAAGAUGGACACACGUGCUUGCAGUUGGAGUGUCGCCUGUGCGAACGCAACAAGCAGCCGGCAACAAACGCCCAAAAGGGCGCCGAUCAGGGGCUGUUAGCUUACGUAAACAAGCGGACGGGAGCCUUUAUCUGCCCCAACUGCGAUGUGAAAACCUCACUUUCCAAUGCACUGGACGCCUAUCAGUUGCCUCCGCCGGCUGGAUACAGAAAGGCACCGCAAAUAAAUUCGAUUUAUGAAUCCCGGUUUCCCCACCUCACUGAUGUUACCGCCGAAGCCUGCGAAGCUUUAGGAAUCAAGGGUUUAAAAGAGGACCAACUAAACGCCAUUGGAGCUCAGUGGGAGCCAGAGCAAAAGUUGAUUCACUUCAAAUUACGCAAUGCCGCGCAAAAAGUGGUGGGCGAGAAGGUUUUGUAUCUGGGCGAUCGCCGUGAGGAGACCUACCAGGGCAGCUCGAGCUCAGGAUUACUAAUUCAUGGCUUGGGGAACAAGUCCAAAGCAGUACUAGUCAGCAAUCUUUUGGACUUCAUUGUCCUUGCCACACAGAACAUCGAUACGCAUUGCGUAGUCUGCCUACCUUACGAGUUAAAGACGCUCCCCCAGGAGUGCCUGCCCGGCUUGGAACGCUUCAAAGAGCUGGUCUUUUGGCUGCACUACGAUGCCACUCACAGCUGGGAUGCAGCUCGUGCUUUUGCACUGAAGAUGGACGAAAGGCGCUGCCUGUUAAUCCGACCCACCGAAACAGAACCUGCGCCUCAUUUGGCUCUCCGUCGUCGCCUCAAUCUGCGGCACAUCCUUGCCAAAGCGACGCCAGUGCGACACAAAGCCAUCACCACAUUUGGGGCGAUGCGAAAUGAUAUCCUAAGCGAGCUUCAAAACAUCGAAAAGGUGAACGGAGUGAAGUGGAAGCGCUUCCCAGUGCUGAACAAACUACUCAAGGGCCAUCGAAGGGGCGAGCUGACCAUUCUCACGGGACCCACGGGCAGCGGAAAGACGACAUUCAUGAGCGAGUACUCCCUCGACUUGGCCAUGCAAGGUGUGAAUACGCUGUGGGGUUCCUUUGAGAUCCGGAAUACCCGCUUGGCCGCCACCCUGCUCCGUCAAUAUGUGGGUUAUCCAUUGGAUGACCGGCUUCAGGAGUUUAACCACUGGGCAGCGGAGUUCGAGCGCCUGCCGCUAUACUUCAUGACCUUUCAUGGGCAGCAACCUCUUAAGCCUGUGCUGGAGGCCAUCGAACAUGCAUCCUAUGUACACGAUGUAAUGCACGUGAUCAUCGACAACCUGCAGUUUAUGAUGGGAGUUUCCACAUAUCGAGGCGACAAGUUCUGGGAGCAAGACUCCAUAAUCGCAGCCUUUCGUGCCUUUGCUACGAAGCACAAUGUUCACGUAACACUGGUCAUGCAUCCACGCAAGGAGAGGCAGGAGGACGAACUAACCACCAGUUCGGUUUUCGGAACAGCGAAGGCGACUCAAGAGGCGGACAACGUGCUGAUCAUUCAGGACAAGCGUUUGACUUCUGUGAGGGGCAAGAAGUACCUCCAGAUAGCCAAGAAUCGGUACUCCGGUGAUCUAGGCAUUAUGCCACUAGAAUUCGACAAAGAUGGAUUAAGCUACUCUUCCCAAAUUCAAAGUGCCAAGCGAAAGCGCGAAAAGACGUCCUCAGAGACUUGACUUUUUUAGGCAUUUGUAGUACUAUACAAUAUAAUUAUUCUGUUGCUUAUGGCUAGUUUAGGCUUAAGUGAAAUCCUUAAUAGACCACAUCACGUUGA
Messenger RNA from Drosophila ficusphila, 1946 nucleotides. RefSeq names its product twinkle protein, mitochondrial (gene mtDNA-helicase). Gene Ontology annotation, molecular function: 5'-3' DNA helicase activity; ATP binding; single-stranded DNA binding. The record is from RefSeq and is a predicted model, not a curated record. Gene Ontology annotation, biological process: mitochondrial DNA replication. Bases 1 to 1848 code for a protein of 615 amino acids. Lineage: Eukaryota; Metazoa; Arthropoda; Insecta; Diptera; Drosophilidae. The transcript is spliced from 3 exons. Gene Ontology annotation, cellular component: mitochondrion.